This is a messenger RNA of Tricharina praecox, 1900 nucleotides long. RefSeq lists its product as uncharacterized. Bases 227 to 1507 code for a protein of 426 amino acids. The transcript has a single exon. The record is from RefSeq and is a predicted model, not a curated record. NCBI's taxonomy places the organism in Eukaryota, Fungi, Ascomycota, Pezizomycetes, Pezizales, Pyronemataceae.
UCCCUCCCCCAGCCGCUUCUUGGCUGCUUCAGCUCGGCCGUCGAACCGGACUCGCAUUCACCAGCCCCAAUAGCUGCUCCCGGGCGCGUCUGUGUCGCAUAAAGACUCCCUGCCUCCCAUCUUCUGUAUCCCCAUCGAACUCGCAACCUUUCUUCCUCCACCUGCACCACCUACACCACCCAUACACCCAUACCACCCAUACCCUACGAAUCCCAUACUCGACACCAUGGUUCGUACAUCGUCGCUUUUCGCAUGCGUCCUGCUGCUUCUCUCGCCGGCCGUCCUCGCCGACGCCGACAGAAGUGGCAACGAAGUCGCGCGCGGCUUGGAUACGCUUCGCAACGUCAUCCGCGGCUUCCGUGACUAUGAGGGUGUGUUUCCUGCGGACAUCUACCACAAACACGCCGCUGAUGCCCCCCGGUUAGUCGGAUUGGUGAAGCGUCAGGACAACAGCAGUUCAACGGACACGCCUACCGUUAGUGUUACUCCGUCCACUACUCCCAUUGCGGACCCUCCAACGACGUCGACUACGUCGACUACGUCCACCACGUCCACCACGUCUACUUCGUCCACAUCUGGUGAGCCUACAUCUGAAACUACCCCCACAGAAACUUCUACCACCACAACAUCUUCCACACCCACAACAUCUUCUACACCCACAACUACAUCGACGACCGAGCAGCCCCCUACUACGAGUGGUGAGCCAAGCUCUACCCCAAGUUCCGCUGCGCCCGUAACUCCAACCACCACCACCACUCCAAAUGUAGUGCCGAGCCCUACCUCGAAUGAGCAGUCCAGCUCUUCGAGUGACGAGCCGAGCACUACUACCCCUAGUGAUGAACCAAGCCCUUCAUCGAGCGGUGAGCCAAGCUCUACCCCGAGCACUCCCGCACCCCAACCUACACCUACCCCAACGAGCCAGGAGGCGGGGCCUACUGCUUCUGCCUCGACGAGCGUGGAACCUACCCCUGAUCCUACCACCUCGAGCUCUACACUCGGCCCUACUACCAUUAUUACUACCGCUGCCAAUGUUGAGACGGGCUCCACGAGUACAAUUGCUGAGACCGCUACUACUACAGAUGCACCUACGGUAACCACCGAGACCACUUCCGAGUCACCUACCAUCACCACCGAGACAACCACUGAUACUUCGACCACUGCUGAGCCUGACACCACGUCCACCACAUCCACCACUGAGGAGCCCGCCCCUCCGUCGAGCACGACCGAAGUAUUGGUUGAAUCUUCGCGCACAAUCACCACGACCAGGGCUGUCGACAGCACUAGCUCUUCGACCUCCACGAGAACGACCACUAUUGACGGAAAGGCGCAGACCUUGGUCACCGUUGUUGUCGUUACGCCGACCCGUUCGCCGACCUCCGGGACUACAACUGCCGCUCCCACCGCGACUGCCGGACUGCAGACCGGCGGCGCCGCGGACCGUCACUCGGUCCUUACCAAUGCUGUAUACGGAAUCGGAGCUCUGAUCGCUGGUGCUUUCUUCCUAUAGAGGAGUAGUGCAACGGUUUGUUUUUCUCGAGGUAUCAAUUUGCGUUUUGGAAUAUUCGAAUUUUCGGCGUCCCAUAGAAUGCAAUACCCACGUUAUAUAGUCGCUGGGUGUUUGUUUUAGUCGGUUAGUUUAGUUUUUAUUUUUCCUCGGGAUUCUUUUUGCUCCCGGUUUUGUUUUUCUGUUUCCUUUUCUUUUCUUCACGCAUAGUGGAGGGGUAUUUUCCGGAGUUGCUUCAUUCAUUUGCAUAUUUUCGGAGCUUUGUUUAUUUUUUGCAUGAAGGGAUGGGAGGUGGCAUUCACGACGUUCAUUAGCAUAUGAGGAGGAGUCAGGGGGGGGGGAAACGAUGGAGACAAUAUGUCACACUGAAUGAAAAAGCGUUACAUUGAAUCGGAC